CUCCCUCCCUCGCUUCGAGCGCAGCGUCUCCGGUGCGCCCCGUCGGGGCCAGGCGCGCUCGGCUGCGCUGGUGGGCGCCCGAGUCGGCCUGGCCUUGGGGGAGCGGGAUGCCAAGAUGCCCCCGCGGGGGCUGGCCGUGUUGUGGCUGCUGGCGCUGGGCUGCCCGGGCGCCGCCUCCGCCGUCUCCAGCGCCUCGGCCGUGGCGGGCCCCUCGGAGCGGACGGCGCUGGCGCGGGAGCGCUUCAAGGUGGUCUUCGCCCCCCUCAUCUGCAAGCGGACGUGCCUGAAGGGCCAGUGCCGCGACAGCUGCAAGCCGGGCUCCAACAUGACCCUCAUCGGCGAGAACGGGCACUCCAUGGACACCCUCACCGGCUCCGGCUUCCGCGUGGUGGUUUGCCCUCUGCCCUGCAUGAAUGGUGGCCAGUGCUCAUCUGGGAAUCACUGCCUCUGCCCGCCAGAAUUCACAGGUCGCUUCUGCCAGGUGCCAGCAGGCCGGCAGAGCCAAGGACAGCAGGCCCGGGUCUCCAGUGAAGGUCUCCCGAUGGAGACAGGCUCCAGCAAGCAUGCCAUCUAUGCAGUCCAGCUCAUCUCUGACAGCCAUGGUGACUCAUCCUCUGGGCCUGGCUCAAAGGGCACCGUGAGCCAUUCCACCUUCAUGGUUCCUUUGGGACCCAGCCAACACUCCUCAGAAGUUCAGGUGCACCAGCCCCUGGUCAACGUUCGCGUGCAUCACCCACCGGAUGCCUCAGUGCAGGUCCAUCGGAUCGACAGCCUCAGCUCGGAGAACAGUGGGCCGGGCAGCCAACAGCACCUGAUCCAGCACCCGGCGGCCCCCAAGACUGCGUAUACCAGGCCUCCCACCCAGAAACCUUUGGGACGCUGCUUUCAGGAGACAUUGCCCAAGCAGAUGUGCGGGAGCAACCCUCUUCCAGGCCUCACCAAACAGGAAGACUGCUGUGGAAGCAUUGGUACCUCCUGGGGGCAGAACAAGUGCCACAAAUGCCCCCACCUGCAGUACUUAGGAGUGCAGAAGACAGGUCCUGUCCGUGGGGAGAUGGGGAGUGACUGCCCGCAGGGCUACAAGCGACUGAACAGCACCCACUGCCAAGACAUCAACGAGUGUGCCAUGCAAGGAGUGUGCCAAGGGGGCGAAUGUUUGAAUACCCAAGGAAGCUUCCGCUGUGCAUGCAAGCCAGGACAGGUGUUGGGACCUUCGCGCACCCAUUGUGUGCUGGAGAAAGCCGGGGAGAAGAGCUCGUGUUUCCGUCUGGUGAGCUCCGAUAACCAGUGCCAGCACCCGCUGCCCACCAAACUCACCCGCAUGACUUGCUGCUGCAGUGUGGGCAAGGCCUGGGGGGCCCGCUGUGAGCGCUGCCCAGCUGAUGGAACUGCUGCUUUCAGAGAGAUCUGCCCUGCGGGAAAAGGCUACCACAUCCUGACUUCACAUCAGACUCUGACCAUCCAAGGGGAGAGUGAAUUCACGCUCCAGAUUCACCCAGAAGGCACCACUGACUUGCAGCAGCAGCAGCCCCGUGUAGAGCUUCCCACCUAUCCUCCUGGUGGGAGUGAUUCACAGGAGCCAGUGGUAACUCUUGCUGUGUUACCAGCUUAUGUGACAACCUCAGAGGAGCAGCGAGUGGAGCACAUCCCCGUCAACAUUCCCAUCCUCACCCCCCGUUAUCCUGAGGUGCUUGCUAAACCCACCAUGGCUGUGGUGGUGAAGUACGAGGAGGAAGAUAGGAACAGGAGCACCAUGGAUGUGGCUCCCACUCAGGUGACAGAGACGGACAUCUGCAAACUUAACCGCAACAUCUGUGGCCAUGGAGAAUGCAUCCCUGGAACACCGGUCCACAUGUGCCAUUGUUAUUCGGGGUACCGCUGGCAUCCUCAGCUUAAGCACUGCGUAGAUGUGAAUGAGUGCGAGACGGAGCCGUGUGGCAGUGGGAAGGGAGUGUGCAUGAACACAGGGGGUUCCUACAACUGCCAUUGCAACCGGGGAUACCAGCUGAAGAUUCACAAGGGUGUGCGGUCCUGUAUGGAUAUUGAUGAAUGUGCCAAGCCCAAUGUCUGCGGAGACCGUGGCUCCUGCAUCAAUUUCCCAGGAUACUACAAGUGCGAUUGCCAUCCAGGCUACCGACUGAAGUCCUCCCGACAGCCUCUGUGUGAAGACAUUGAUGAGUGCCUUGACCCCGGGACAUGCCCUGAAGGGAGAUGUGAAAACAGGCCUGGCAGUUACAAAUGCAUCCCCUGCCAGCCAGGCUUCCGUGCCCAAAAUGGAGUAUGCUAUGAUGUGGACGAGUGCUCUGAAGACGCUGUCUGCAAGCAUGGGUGGUGUGAGAAUGUGGCUGGUUCCUUCCGCUGCACCUGUGGGGAUGGAUUUGUUCCUGCGCCAGAUGCUCGCAGCUGUCUUGAUAUCAAUGAGUGUGAAAAUGGGUCUCUGUGUGCCAACGGGGUAUGCGUGAACACGCUGGGAUCCUUUAAAUGCCAGUGUCCAGUAGGCUUCCAGGCUGUGAAGGAAGGCCCCCGCUGCGAAGAUGUGAAUGAGUGCGAUUUCCCAGCUGCCUGUGUGGGGGGAGAGUGUGUGAACACCGUGGGCUCCUACCAGUGCCUGUGCCGACCAGGCUACCAGUUGGAAAGUGGCAGGAAGUGUCAAGAUGUGGAUGAGUGUGCCAAAGACCCUGACCUCUGCCAGCCACAUGGAGCCUGUGAGAACACGGAGGGCUCCUUUGUGUGCGUGUGCGAUGACGGAUUCACUCCCUCGGAAGACCAACAGAGCUGUGAGGAGCUGCCCCACAACAAAAAGGAGUGCUACCUGAACUUCGAUGACACCGUCUUCUGCGACAGCGUCCUUGCCACUAACAUCACCCGCCAAGAGUGCUGUUGCUCGCUGGGGGCCGGAUGGGGGGACCACUGUGAAAUCUACCCUUGUCCUGUUCUCAAUUCUGUGGAAUUCCAUACUCUUUGCCCAGAUGGCAAAGGCUUCAUUCUGGAUGACACCACCCUCAACUAUGGCAUCCCAGCACACCGUGACAUAGACGAGUGUGCCCUGUUUGGGCAGGAAAUCUGCAAGGAAGGGAAGUGUGUCAACACGCAGCCUGGUUAUGAAUGCUACUGCAAGCAAGGCUUCUACUAUGAUGGCAACCUCUUGGAAUGUGUUGAUGUGGAUGAGUGUUUGGAUGAGUCCAACUGCAUGAAUGGGCGCUGUGAGAAUACCCGAGGGGGCUUCCGCUGUGCCUGCCCAAUCUCUACCAUCUAUGAUGCCACCCAGAAGAAGUGCAUUAGUGCCAGUGAAAUCGAUGUGGAUGAAUGCCAAGAUCCUGGGGUGUGCAAACUGGGGCGCUGCACCAACACCGUGGGGUCUUUUUCCUGUGACUGCCACCCUCCCUGGACUUUGGACCCCAGCGGCAAGGAAUGCCAGCUCCCCGAAACACAGGCAGACAGGGUGACUGACCGUCGCGAUGUCUGCUGGCAGCUCCGGGGUGAGGACGGGAUGUGUUCCUCUCCAUUCAACGGCCACCACCUCAGCUAUGAAGAAUGCUGCUGUCAGUAUGGGAAAGGCUGGGGCUACCAGUGCCACCCCUGCCCCCCACGUAGCCCAGGCCUGAACUGUCAGUCGACUCCAAGCGAGAGCAACUCUUUCUGGGACUUCAGCGCCUUGUUCAGCAAAGUGCAUAAAGAUGCUGACAGCUCAGAGGAGGACUCCGAUGAAUGCCGCUGCAUUAAUGGCCGCUGUGUCCGCACCCAGCAGGGCUUGGUCUGUGAGUGCCCAUCGGGCUUCCAGCUGGACAGCACUCACACUCGCUGCUUGGAUAUCGAUGAGUGCCGGGAGCUGAAUCAGCGGGGCCUUCUGUGCAAGACGGAACGGUGCGUGAACAUCAGCGGCUCCUAUCGCUGCACCUGCAAGUCUGGCUACGUGCGCUCCCGAUCCCAUGGAAUCUGCAUCCCCCAGCGUCAGCGGUAGCCUGGGGUACCUGCCGCGGGCAACAUCCUCGUGCUGGGCUGGCCACGGUGGGCUUCCUCUGACUGACCACAGCUGGAAACAGAACACUGGGCUAGAUGAACCUUUUGGUCUGAUCCAGCCAGGCAUUUCUGAAGUUCUUAAGGACUAAUUUUUUUUUUUUGUACUGGCUAUGAUGAAGGGGCAUUCGAUAAUGAUGCUGUUAUACACUCCCCCACCUAUCCCCGUUUCAACUCCUUAACCUGCUGGAUAUUUAUCAUUAGGGUUAAAAACUGCAUUUGGUUUGCACUUGUUUCUGUCGGAUCCAGAAAUAAAGCUUCUUUUUGUACAUAAUAGAUGUUGGUAAGGGGAGGGGGCACACCCUGAUUGAAUCAGUUAAUUAAAAGAGGAGGAGAGAGGAAUAUCCCAAUGAAAUGUUCUCAGUCUUCUGAGGAGAAAGAGAGAGAGAGGAUGUUCCUGAAGGGUUCCCUUGGGAGGGGGAAUUGGACAUUUCUGUGAAGGGCUUUUAGGUUUUAAAUGUUGUUUAUGUGACAGUGAUUGGGGCAACUCCAGGUGUGUUCUUAUGAGCAUCUUGAAAGAAGAAUGAGAUACAGAGGAGAUAAAUUUUGAUAAUAUUACUCUCCUCCCUCUAGGAGAGGGUUUUCUCUGGGCAUUUGGGGGAUAAGUACUCCAAAUUCUGAAGAAAAUCCAAAAUUGCCAUGUCAAGUUGUUUUAAUAGCAGUAUGCUCAUCCCUCACUCUGAAACAGGGUGAAAAUCUACUGAAGAAUGUCCAGAUGCUGGGUGAGUGGAGAGAGUCAUGCGCUCAAACUUCUAUCCAUCCCUGUCUGUAGGUUCAUUAUAAAGGUGGGAACUUUGUGCUUGGUGAAUGUUCUGGGCGCAUCAGACGCUGUAGCAUUAGUGAAACGAAGCAAAUGUGCAUCUGAUCAGCGGUCUGGAUGGGAAACCAUUGGUAAGCUCCAUUAGCAGCAGAUUAUACACAGUAAAUAAUUUUAAACAAUAAAUAGGGAAACAAACAUCUUAGGCGUCACUACGGUGUUUCCACAUUGAGGUUUUUGGUCCAGUUUCAAGCAUCCACAUGACACUGUCCCCUAAUAGUUCACUGCUGAGAUUUUCCCCUCCUUUGCUCUGCUUUUUUCCUAACCUGGCUUGAUAGGAUCUUUUGGAAAAUAUCUCAGUCAAAGUAAGCUGUGUGGACUUUGAAGAUGCAUGCUUUGUAAGCCCUGCUCCAUUUUCCUUGCUUCAUACCCUUGCGGGCCACUGUUUGCCACUCAUCCAUAAUACCUUUAGAGUGCUUUUGAGGGGCUUUUUGAAAAAAUUAGCAAAUAACAUAUCACUCUAGCACAAAGCUGGAGUCCAGUGGCACUGACGCUCACACUUUUAAUCAAACUUUGAAGGUGCCACGACUCCAACUUUGUUCUAUUGCUUCAGACCAACACGGCUGCCCAUCUGGAUAUAUCACUCUAGCCUUAAGAGUUCAGCAAUAUGUCAAUUACCAAUUAGUUACCAGAUGUAAUUGACAUAUCCAGGGCUUUUUUUGUAGCAGGAACUCCUUUGCAUAUUAGGGCACACCCCCUGAUGUAGCCAAUUCUCCAAGAGCUUACAGGGUUCUUAGUACAGGGCCUACUGUAAGCUCCAGGAGGACUGGCAACAUCAGGAGGGUGUGGCCUAAUAUGCAAAUGAGUUCCUGCUACAAAAAAGCCCUGGAUAUCGCUGUAGAGUAAUACUAUAAUGAUAUAUCAAUUGUCAGGUUUUUUAAAAAGCAGGCAUAAGUCCUAGGGUAGCAUAAGAAGGGGAAAUGGUAGCUGUGGGGGUUGAAAACAAAGUACAGGGAAAACCAUUUUAUGGAUGCUCAAAUUGCCAUUGCAAAUGCCUCUAUAGUCUCAGUGGCAGUGAGAAGGCCCAGAAUCCUCACCACCCUGUGAGGAGUGGUGAGAAGCAACAGAAUGUCUAUAUCAAAUAAUAUAUGAACUUCUGGCUGAGAUUAGUAACCUCUGGACAGUAACCAGUUUGGACUUUGGGUGCUUUCCACAAAAAUGGUACAAAAACUGAAGAGGGGACUGGUGAUUUGCAAGCGUCUUUCUUUGCAGGCGUUUUGAAUCAUGCAACUUAGUGGUAUUUGUAUAUAACAUUUCCCUCAAAGCUUAUUUGGUCUCACUCUUAAUUUUCAUGACCACCUUUGUACAUUAUAGCAAUUGUUUGUUACUGUUUUAUUUAUAACUUUUACUGCUUGCCCUUUCUCUAAGCUUUUUGUUGUUGUUGAGCGGGGAUGUUAUGUCUUUGAUCCUCCUAACAGCCCCCUCAGAGGAAGAUGAGCUUGGGAGACACUGACACCAAAGAUCACACAUUAAGUUUUGUCGCUGAGCAGCGAUUUUAACAAGGGAUGUGCAACUGUUCUCCUUAUUUCUUUUUUGUAUUUGUUUCUGGUUUUUUUGGUUCCCUUUCUCGCUGUCGGUUUUGUAGAGUCGGUCGCGUUAUGUACGUAUACUGUACAGUUUUUAUAAGCCGUUUAUACGGACGACAAUAGAUUCUGUUUAUACAUUUAA
Heteronotia binoei (common prickly gecko) is the source of this 6502-nucleotide messenger RNA. It is a transcript of the gene LTBP3, whose product is annotated as latent transforming growth factor beta binding protein 3. NCBI's taxonomy places the organism in Eukaryota, Metazoa, Chordata, Lepidosauria, Squamata, Gekkonidae. The coding region runs from base 116 to 3961 and encodes 1281 amino acids. The record is from RefSeq and is a predicted model, not a curated record. The transcript is spliced from 28 exons. Gene Ontology annotation, molecular function: calcium ion binding.